Molecule: messenger RNA, 970 nt
Organism: Drosophila serrata
Lineage: Eukaryota; Metazoa; Arthropoda; Insecta; Diptera; Drosophilidae
Source: RefSeq, a predicted model, not a curated record
CACAUAAAAUGGAUAAGAAAAAACAUGAAAGCCAGAGAGAUGACGACCCAGAACCGUCGCAAUCAGAGGAUCAGCUGACAAUAAGUCCUCCACCUGCCGUUGAUCACGCCCAAGUUGUGUAUCUGCCGGAUGCGAACUUGGGUGAGUCUGUAACGGAGUCUUCAGUGCAAUGCAACAACAUGGAUUUGGAGGCCAACCAAGACGAUAAAGUGGAGCCAAAGUACGUUUCUUUUGAACUGGAUUGUGAGCCCAGCACCAGUCGUAAGGGCACAGCAAACACACAGACUUUGCACGGAGCCUCGGCUACGGAGGAUCCUUACCCAUCGUCAGAGUUAACUCGCAAGGCUGAUAAAUCUGAUGGUACAAGUACGGAAUCCAAGCGAUUGCAGAACAUACUGGAUCUACUUCAUCGCUUCUCGUACAACCUGGACGCUAUUGAGGAACGGCUAACGGAAGAAGCCCGUUCUGCGGUUAUUCUGCAAGUGCCACAGCAAUAUUGCGAACUGGGCACCCAGACCUGUGAGCUCAUCACGCCGCGACGGCUGCGUGUGGAUCUGACCACCCGGAAAACGAAUCCAGCCCGGCAUCAGCCGGAUAGUCGACCCCCCUGCGAACGUAGUUACCACACAAUCACCAUUGCAGGCAACAACAUGCCCCCACGUGUGGCAGUCCAGCGGCAUUCGUUCUGGGCCCGGAUAUGUCGCUCUUUGGGUGAUUUCCUCGCCGCCUUCUGUCUGUGCCUGCAAGUGAACAAGGACUGCAUCUUCUGUCUGGGCUUCUUCGUGGCUUUCGUGGUCAGUGCCAGCUUCCUGACAGCGUUCUUUUAUCGAACGCUCAACUUCAAGCCGUCAGUGGCUCGGGUGACCGCUAUCCCGGUGACUGGAAACCCGCAGUACGAGUUAACCCCUCUGAGGUUCAGUGGCGGCUACUAUUACAUCUACAAUAAAAAUUCACGUAACUUGUCCUAGUA